AUGUACAAGCUGAGCGAGUUAUCUAUAAGUGGGAGAGCUUUUGAAGGAAUGCGCAAUCUCAAAUACUUAAGAUUUAACGAAGCAAAUGUUAGCUUGUUAGAUGACAUGGAGUAUUUACCCCGCUUAAGGCUAUUAGAUUGGGAUUCAUACCCGGGAAGACGUCUUCCUCCAAGAUUUCGACCAGAAUAUCUCAUUGAACUCAGAAUGCAAAACAGCGAGCUCGAAGAGCUGUGGGAAGGAAUCCAGCACCUUCCGAAUCUCAAGAACAUAGAUCUUAGCGAUUCCUAUAAGUUGAAAGAAAUCCCAAAUCUCUCGAAAGCCACUGGCCUGGAGACAUUGAGACUUACAUGUUGUGAGAGCUUGGUGGAGAUUCCAUCUUCUAUUUCGAAUCUACACAAGCUGAAGAGUUUGGAGGCUUUAGGGUGUAUUAACCUACAAGUUGUUCCUACGGACAUGGACUUAGCAUCUCUCGAGAACGUAGACAUGAGUGGGUGCUCACGGUUGAGGACCUUGCCAAACAUUUCCAAGAACGUCAAGACUCUUCAAGUACUAUGCUCGAAGAUUGUCGAUUUUCCUGCAUCCGUUACUGGAUACUGGUCUACUCUCGAGUGUCUUGACAUAGGCAGCAGCAGCCUCAAGAGACUAACGCACGUGCCGCUAGGCCUUACUUCGCUAAACCUAAGCACCAGUGAUAUAAAGACGAUUCCAGAUUGCGUCAGAGCUCUCCCUCAUCUAGAUUUUCUCAUUGUGGCGAACUGCUCAAAACUCGUGUCGAUUUCUGGCCUUUCCCCUUCGCUUAGGUACCUAGUUGCAGACGACUGUGUAUCACUCACGAGAGUAUGCUUGUCGAUCAAGGGACUCACGCUUUACAACUGUUUCAAUCUGGAUGGAGAAACAAGAAAAGGAGUCAUACAACAUGACGUUGAUUGGUACGCAUGCUUACCAGGCAAAGAAGUCCCUGAGGUAUUCACUCACAAGGCUACGGGGAACACCGUGACUAUCCCUCUGACGGCUCCUGGUGGCGUGCAGCGGGCGUACUCUGCUUCUUCGAGAUUCAAGGCUUGCCUUGUGCUUUCGCCAAUUAUGUACUUCUCCAAACUCUAUAUAACCUGUCGUCUAAGAAGCAAAGGAGACACCGAAAUCGACAGCAUUCGCCGGUGGCAAUGGCGUCCAAAUUGGCCUCCUCAAAAUCUGUCGGAACAUCUGUUUAUACUUUGCGAUGACUUGUUGGAUGAACAAGACGGAUGUCUUGGAGAAAUGGAUGUGACUAUGGAGGAAAUGAUGUUUGAAUUCAGCUGCUGUGACGACUUGUUUGAUGAACAUGACGGAUGUCUUGGAGAAGUGGAUGUGACUAUGGAGGAAAUGCUGUUUGAAUUCAGCUGCAGGGGUAACGGUGACAAGAUUCUAGGAUGUGGUGUACAGAUUUUGGGAGAAGAAAGAGAGCGUAGUAGUGAAUGCAACAUAAGAGAUGGAGGUGGAGACAAUGAACAAGGAGCUCUUGAGGUAUCACAAGUUGAAAACAUCAAAAACACUAAACGUGUAGGUCACUUGAUGGGGUCAUCGAAGAAGAGAUUGCUACUUCGCCGUCCAAAACUAUCGAAGAAGAAACCAAAGCAACGAUCCUUAUAA
Messenger RNA from Brassica napus (rape), 1629 nucleotides. RefSeq names its product disease resistance protein RML1B-like. The transcript has 2 exons. Bases 1 to 1629 code for a protein of 542 amino acids. The record is from RefSeq and is a predicted model, not a curated record. Lineage: Eukaryota; Viridiplantae; Streptophyta; Magnoliopsida; Brassicales; Brassicaceae. Gene Ontology annotation, biological process: defense response.